AUGCCGUCCUCGGAUAUCAUCGAUCAUUCACCCCACCAUCCGGACCCGUCGCCACCGAUUCCGACGGCCUCCAACUUGAUUCUUAUCGACAAUUACGACUCUUUCACCUGGAAUGUUUACCAGUACCUCAUUCUUGAAGGCGCGAAUGUCACUGUUUACAGAAACGACAAGAUUACUCUGGCAGAGUUGAUUGAUAAGAAGCCGACACAGCUAAUCAUCAGCCCUGGACCUGGGCAUCCCGCUACCGAUUCUGGAGUCAGCCGAGAUGCCAUCAAGCACUUUGCCGGCAAGAUUCCCAUUUUCGGAGUAUGUAUGGGCCAGCAGUGCAUUUUUGAUGUCUACGGAGGCGAGGUCGGGUCUGCGGGUGAAUGGCUUCAUGGCAAGACGUCUCCUUUGACGCAUGAUGCCAAGGGUGUCUACGCUGGUCUGCGUCAAGGUCUUCCGGUCACUCGAUACCACUCGCUCGCUGGCACUCGUGUCACCCUACCCAGUUGUCUAGAGGUCACUUCUUGGGUUGCAACAGAGGACGGCUCACCCGGUAUUAUUCAAGGUGUGCGACACAAGGAGUACACCAUCGAAGGCGUGCAGUUCCACCCGGAGAGUAUCCUCACCGCAGAGGGUCGCACCAUGCUCCGCAACUUUCUGCAGCUUCAAGGUGGUACGUGGGAGGAGAACGCCCGACUGAAGAAAGAUGCCACAACUGGCAACGAUGCCAAGACGGCCGCUUCAGCGCCGGCCACGGGCAAGAAGAACAACAUCUUGCAACAGAUUUACGCCCACAGGAAAGCCUCCGUCGCCGCCCAGAAGUUGAUUCCCUCACAAAGACCUGCGGACCUUCAGGCUGCCUACGACCUUAACGCCGCCCCGCCCUUGGUUCCGUUUGUUGACCGACUGCGCCAAACUCCGUUCGACGUAUCCCUGAUGGCAGAAAUCAAGCGAGCCUCGCCUUCGAAGGGCAUUUUUGACAUCAACAUCAACGCUCCAACACAGGCCCGCAAAUACGCUCUCGCGGGCGCUAGUGUCAUCUCUGUUCUGACUGAACCCGAGUGGUUCAAGGGCAGCAUUGAGGAUCUUCGAGCCGUGAGACAAGUGCUGAAUGGCAUGCCCAACAGGCCAGCAAUCCUUCGCAAGGAAUUCAUUUAUGAGGAGUACCAGAUCCUCGAAGCUAGACUAGCUGGCGCCGACACUGUUCUGCUAAUCGUUAAGAUGUUGGAGACAGACCUGCUCGAGAGACUGUACAAGUACUCUCUUUCUUUGGGGAUGGAGCCUCUGGUUGAGGUCCAGACCGCUGAGGAGAUGACGACGGCAUUGAAGCUUGGUGCCAAGGCUAUCGGCGUCAACAACCGCAACUUGGAGAGCUUUGAGGUUGACAUGAACACAACAAGCAGACUGAGAAGCAUGGUUCCAGAGAACACCAUCAUCUGCGCUCUCAGCGGCAUCAACAGUCAUAAGGAUGUUGUCUUGUGUAAGAAUGAUGGGGUUGAUGCUGUCCUGGUUGGGGAAGCCAUCGUUAGAGCACCGGAUACAACAGCGUUCAUCAGAGAGCUGUGCUCAGGGACCGCUGCUGGACCGGAGCCAGUCAAGACUCAACCAUUGUUAGUCAAGAUUUGUGGCACACGGACCCCCGAAGCAGCACUUGAGGCUGUCAAGGCCGGUGCUGACUUUGUCGGAAUUUGCCUGGUUCCGGGGGCAAAACGGUGCAUAUCCGAUGAGACAGCGGCAGCGAUCUCGGAGGCCGUACACUCCUUCACGCCCUCGGCCACACGCACACUGACAAACAUACCCACAAAGUCCGCCACGGAUUACUACACCGCUUCGGUUGCUAGAUUGUCAAGUUCCCGCCCGCUUCUCGCCGGGAUCUUCCAGAACCAGCCUCUGGAUGAAGUUCUCGAGAAGCAGAAGCGCUUCAACUUGGAUAUUGUCCAGCUCCACGGCAAUGAGCCUAUCGAGUGGGCAAACCUGAUCCCUGUCCCCGUAAUCCGAGCCUUUAAACCCAGCAACGUUGGCAUCGGUCUUCGCGGCUACCACACAAUCCCUCUACUCGACUCCGGUGCCGGCUCUGGCAAGCUUCUUGACGUCUCUAGCGUUAAGGAUAUCCUGGCAAAGGACACAGAACUGCAAGUUAUCCUCGCCGGUGGCUUGAACCCCGACAAUGUGCUUGAUGCCGUCAAGGCUGUGGGCGACUUCGGCAGCCGCAUUGUGGGCGUCGACGUAAGCAGCGGAGUGGAGGAGGAUGGGAAGCAAAGCUUGGAGAAGAUCAGGACAUUUGUCAAAAACGCGAAGAGCUUUAGAUAA
Molecule: messenger RNA, 2295 nt
Organism: Colletotrichum graminicola M1.001
Lineage: Eukaryota; Fungi; Ascomycota; Sordariomycetes; Glomerellales; Glomerellaceae
Product: indole-3-glycerol phosphate synthase
Exons: 1
Coding region: 1-2295 (764 amino acids)
Biological process (GO): L-tryptophan biosynthetic process
Cellular component (GO): cytosol
Molecular function (GO): phosphoribosylanthranilate isomerase activity; anthranilate synthase activity; indole-3-glycerol-phosphate synthase activity
Source: RefSeq, a predicted model, not a curated record